AUGUCAUCACAACAACUGAAGAGUGCUUGGCUGUGGCCGCUUCUAGUCGUGCUUUUGAAGCUGUGCCUCACUUUUGCUGAUCCUCUGCGGCCACUCAACGGGAGCGAAUGCGCAGCCAAAGGCCCUGCUUCCUACAUUGUGGUAUUUACGGGCCACUGGAGUCCACAGGCCUUCCCAAAGCAGUAUCCAUUGUUCAGGCCUCCUGCACAGUGGUCCAAACUCAUAGCGGUGAGCCAUAAUCGCCAUUUUCGGCUCUGGGAGGAGGGCGCUAAGGCCAGCGAAGGGGUGCAGAACUUUGCCGAAGUUGGCGUGACGGUGGAGCUGAUGAAGUCGGCCAAAGAGGCAAGGAGGAGACGCUCGGUCGGCACCAUGUACCGGACGGCCGGCAUCCCAAACGGAAUCGGGCACAGCUCCACAGAGUUGCUCAUGCUUCCCAGGAACUCACUGCUGUCUCUGAUGGUGAAGAUGAUCCCCAGCCCUGACUGGUUUGUCGGCGUGGACAGCCUAAACCUUUGCGAGGGCGGUCACUGGAAACAGGACGUGACCAUUGACCUGCAACCUUAUGACGCCGGGACCGACAGCGGGUUCACUUUCUCCUCCCCUAACUUUCCCACCAGUCCUCCAGAAAACAUCUCAAAGAUCACCUCUCAGAUGCCAAACCACCCCGCCAACUCCUUCUACUAUCCACGCCUGAAUGAACUUCCACCCAUUGCCAGCAUAAAGAUCACGCGGCAGAGCAGAUCUCUUCACCGCCAAGUACCCAUGUCCAAUCACAUCCUCCCAAACUCCAUCACUCCCCGGAGAUUCUCAGGCGGCGUCCGCCAUCGCACACGCUACAUCCUUCUACGGCCGGCCAAUGCUGGCGAUCCUUGCCCUGAGCUGGAGGAACAAGCGGAGUGCAUACCGCACAGUUGCGUGAAGAAGCGCCACUAA
Syngnathus typhle (broad-nosed pipefish) is the source of this 933-nucleotide messenger RNA. It is a transcript of the gene spon2a, whose product is annotated as spondin 2a, extracellular matrix protein. The transcript is spliced from 5 exons. The record is from RefSeq and is a predicted model, not a curated record. Bases 1 to 933 code for a protein of 310 amino acids. Gene Ontology annotation, cellular component: extracellular matrix. Gene Ontology annotation, biological process: cell adhesion. NCBI's taxonomy places the organism in Eukaryota, Metazoa, Chordata, Actinopteri, Syngnathiformes, Syngnathidae.